This is a messenger RNA of Emys orbicularis (European pond turtle), 1016 nucleotides long. RefSeq names its product BLCAP apoptosis inducing factor (gene BLCAP). The record is from RefSeq and is a predicted model, not a curated record. Lineage: Eukaryota; Metazoa; Chordata; Testudines; Emydidae. Bases 236 to 499 code for a protein of 87 amino acids. The transcript has 2 exons.
UCGCGACUCUCAGGCAGAGAGCAGCUAGCUGGGGACCUGUGGGAGUGACGGACGCAGGCGAGCGCAGCAGCAGCGGGACAGUCCGGGCCGCGGAGAGCGCCAUGGCGGAGUGCGCAGCUUUAUCUUCACAUUACAGAACAGUGUUGGGAAUCCUGCUCACCUGAGGAGCUGCAGGAAAAAGUUCUAGGAGUGCUUCUGAUUGCUGCUGUCCCUGGGUCCCUGCCUGCCAGUCACUAUGUACUGCCUUCAGUGGUUACUGCCUGUCCUCCUCAUUCCUAAGCCCCUCAACCCGGCUUUGUGGUUCAGUCACUCAAUGUUCAUGGGCUUCUAUCUGCUGAGUUUCCUCCUGGAGCGGAAGCCAUGCACAAUCUGUGCCUUGGUCUUCCUGGCAGCCUUGUUCCUCAUCUGCUACAGCUGCUGGGGGAACUGCUUCUUGUAUCACUGCAGUGGCUCCCAGCUGCCUGAGUCUGCUCACGAUCCCAGCAUAGUCGGUACCUAAAAGUUCCUCCAGCUUGCUGGCAGCUCUGGGUUUGCUUUUAAAGAGGGGCGUUGGGUGAGGUUGGGGGCGGGGGGAGGGAGGGCUUGCUAGGCACGUGACUGGAGUACAAGCAGCCUGUUUUCUAUAAAGUGUGUGGACUACAGCGGCAAAUUCCUGACCAGCCCUCCCACUUUGCCUAUGAAAUUUGAUGUCAGUUGUUUACUGUGUGAAUUCUGGCACUGCUACCUGCUUUUAGAAGCAGAAGAGUUAUAUGUUUUCCUUUCCCUUAUUUCUGGGAAUGGACACUGGCCCUCCCCUCUGAGAAGUGGUGGAAGAAGGACCUGUCCAGCUGUUGCGUUGUGGUCAUCUGUGUUUGUCUCUCAAUUGUCUGUAUAAGGCCACGGCUGUCUCUGUGGGAGCCUUGGGCCCACCAUUCUGCUGAAGCAGUUAGAAGAUUCUCCAUGUUGCUGUUUGCGGGGAGAUAGUCUUCAUUGCACUGCUGUUCAAGGGGACUUGCAACAGUUAACAGAUGCACUCA